AUGGACCAAGAUCAACACGACGGCCAUCUGCUCAUCCAUACGCCGCCAGAUCUGCUCGUCUAUCGUGUCCGGAGAUGGACCAAGAUCAACACGACGGCCAUCUGCUCGUCAUCGUGUCCGGAGAUGGACCAAGAUCAACACGAUGGACAUCUGCUCGUCAUCGUGUCUGGAGAUGGACCAAGAUCAACACGACGGCCAUCUGCUCGUCAUCGUGUCCUGAGAUUUGUUGCGGGCGAAGAUCAACAUAUUGACAGCCAUCUGGCCUUCCUACUGCCCGAAGCAGGGGCCGCGACGAUAGACGUGAAACUCGACAACAAAUUCAACAACAAAGGCUCCAUCGCCGGAUCAAAGGCGGCAGCAGCGGCGAAUUUCCGAAGCAGUUACGGCGAAAACAGACUCGAGGCUCAACUACAACUG
Messenger RNA from Paramuricea clavata, 417 nucleotides. The record is from the annotation of a GenBank genome assembly. NCBI's taxonomy places the organism in Eukaryota, Metazoa, Cnidaria, Anthozoa, Malacalcyonacea, Plexauridae.